Dracunculus medinensis (Guinea worm) is the source of this 492-nucleotide messenger RNA. Lineage: Eukaryota; Metazoa; Nematoda; Chromadorea; Rhabditida; Dracunculidae. The record is from the annotation of a GenBank genome assembly.
AUGCAUAUAUCAUCCAUAAUUAUUUAUUUCAUAGUAAAUAAUAUGAGAGCAACGAUGAUCGAUUAUUCUACUCGUCUUUGGCUGAUAUUGGCCAUAUUGAUUAUUAAUGACAAAUUUAUGCAAACCGAACAAAUUUUGGGCAUUAUUUCUGUUCCCAAUGCAGACUGGAACAGUCCAUCACUUUCUGAUGAAAUCGACGUUGGCAUUUCAUCAGGAUAUGUGAAAGCUUCAAAUUUAAUAUUGGGCAGCAUAGACGAAAAGUUCGAUCCGUGUGUUGAUUUUUUCAAAUUCGCCUGCGGCAAAUGGAUUGAACAUAAUCCUAUACCUGAUGAUAUGGUUCAUUAUGGGAUUUUGACGCUAAUUCGUGAACGAGUUAGUAGUGAAAUGAAAGCCUUAAACAAGGAACUGAGUGGGUCAGGACCCACUGUUUCUGAUAUUUUCCUAAUGUUUGAUAGUGCACGACGAGAAAUUUUUGGAAUCAUUUGUGGGUAG